Staurois parvus is the source of this 368-nucleotide messenger RNA. NCBI's taxonomy places the organism in Eukaryota, Metazoa, Chordata, Amphibia, Anura, Ranidae. The record is from the annotation of a GenBank genome assembly.
GACCAGGGGUGGACUGACAACUCUUGGGGCCCCUGGGAAAUAGGGGAUCAUGGGGCCCCUGUGUCCUUGCUCAAACUCAAAAAAGCCUAUGAAAAAGGUAUCAGGGGCAUCUCAUGGGGCCCCCUACUGACCCCGGGCCCUCAGGCAGUGCCUGAGUUUCCAAAUGGUCAGUCCGCCCCUGCUUGGGACUCAAAUUGUAACCUCUUCAGCACAGGGGCGGACUGACCAUUUGGAAACUCGGGCACUACCCGAGGGCCCGGGGUCAGUAGGGGCCCCAUGAGAUGCCCCUGGUACCUCUUUCAUAGGCUUUUUUGAGUUUGGGCAAGGACACAGGGGCCCCAUGAUCCCCUAUUGCCCGGGGGCCCCAU